UUCACUUCACAUUCGUUAUCAUGAGAGAAGCGCCCUCUUAGAGUUACAUCGUGCCAAAAGUAAUUCUUCCCAAUUUUUGUAAAAUAGCUUCAACAAUUUAAAACGGGUGCCAGGCCAAGGAAUACAGAGAUUGAUCCAAAUGGCGGAAAGAAGGCCAAGCCUGUGAUACAUUUUGAUUACAAAACAGGAACACGUAUUUCAAUCACUGAGAGAGAAAAUCGCACAACCAAACCAAGAUGAAACACUUGGAAUUGGUGGCAGUGGCAUUACUUAAUCUCAUUCUUCCUUCAUUUCCUGAAACAGCAGAAUUCAGACGUGUCUGUUACUACGCAAACUGGAGCGUGUACAGGACUGGUGAUUCAAAGUUUUUGAUAGAGUUGUUGGACCUUAGUGCUUGCACCCACGCCAUCUAUGCUUUUGCAACUCUUGUGAAUGGCCAGCUGGCACCAUCCGAAUGGAACGACGACAUUACCUACCCUCAGAGGCAUUUCUUUGGAGGUAACUACAGGCGGUUUAAUAACCAGAAAGUCGGAACUAACUUAAAGACGCUCCUUGGGGUUGGGGGGCGCAAUUUGGGCAACACGCCCUUCGCGCAGAUUGUUUCCACGGCGGAGAGUCGCAGGCGAUUCAUAACCCAUGCCGUGGAGUUCCUCACUUCUCGAGGUUUCGAUGGUCUCAGUUUGGAGUGGAAUUACCCAGGCUCCGUGGCAGCAGACGACAAAGAAAAAUUCGCCACUUGGGUAAAGGAAAUUAAAUCUGAAUUUGAGAGACAUGCUUUACUGCUCUCAAUAGCCAUCCUAGGCGACCAACAGAUCAUUAGCAAGGCGUAUAACCUACCAGAGCUUAGCAAGUAUAUCGACUUUGCCACUGUUAUGGCCUUUGACUUCGCCAGUGGCAGCGAGAAGACGAUCAGGCACCACAGUCCGCUGUAUGGGCUGAAGGGGCCGGCAGACACCACAGACACUGCCUCUCAGCAUUGGCUUGUACAACACCUCAUCAAGGAUGGCCUGGACCGAUCACGUAUAGUCCCUGUGCUGCCAGCUUUUGGGGUAGGGUAUACUCUUGCGUCCCCGGACAACAUUGCGUUCGGGUCAGCUGCGUACAAACCUGGGACAGCCGGGGCGUCUGGAGCGGGGGAUCAAGUACUAUUGUACCACGAGAUAUGCAACAAAGUUACAAGUCCAGGCACUAGCUGGAAGAGGGCAUGGAGUGACCUAUCUAAAGCUCCAGUGGUUUACAACAACGAAAGCUGGCAAUGGUACAGCUAUGAUGACGAGUACAGUGUGGCUUAUAAGACGAAGUACGCCAAAGACCAGCGUCUCGGCGGCAUAGGUGUAUGGUCAAUUGACGAAGACGAUUUCCAGUCCUCUUGCGGGCCCAGGUCCUUCCCCCUCAUCAGGCAUAUUCAAGACGUCGUCUCAGGCACAGCGCGUGCCACCACUCCUUCUUACCCACGGUUGCCGGCCCCACAGACGGCCACGCCAGCACCAACUCCCCCUGAUGGCGGGGGACAGCGACCAUCACCAACACCGCCACAAACCCCGCCUGCUCCGGUUUCCACUGAAGUGCCUGUCCCUAGCAGUGCACCAUGUGAUGAUAAACCAGCAGUUCGGCGAAAUCCUUCUCAAUACCGUCGUGUGUGUUACUAUACCAACUGGAGUCAGUACAGGAGUGGAGUAGGAAAGUUUUUACCCUCGCAUAUAGACCCUUCCCUCUGCAGUCAUGUUAUCUUUGCGUUUGCCAGACUGGAGAGGGGACUACUUGUGCCCGCGGAGUGGAAUGAUUUAGGCACUGCAUGGAACAGAGGAUUAUAUGACCAGAUGAGGGACAUUAAAUCGAAAAACAAAAAACUCAAAAUCCUGCUGGCUGUGGGAGGUUGGGUUCUGGGAGUAGAGCCUUUUACAGAGAUGGUGGCGACCUCUGCGAGCAGGGCGACCUUCAUAAUCCACGCCAUAAACUUCAUCCGUGAGCACGGGUUUGAUGGUCUUGACAUUGACUGGGAGUGGCCUGCACAAAGAGACAGUCCGGCCAUCGACCGAGUCCGGUUUACGUAUCUUCUGCAGGAACUCCGCGCUGCCAUAGAAAAGGAUGCCUCGUCGACAAACCGCACUAAGCUUCUCCUGUCGGCGGCAGUGGCACAGAAUGUCAAAGUUAUAGACACUGGUUACGAGGCAUGCCAUAUCCAUAAAUACGUGGAUUUUCUAUCGGUGAUUGGUUUUGACUUCUACAGUUCAGAGGGCUCUGUACUGGGUAUUAACAGCCCACUGUAUCACACCUGUGCUGAGCAAUAUACAGAAUGGGGACUGGAGAGGAACAUGUACUUCAUCAUCAACUAUUGGCUGAAACAGGGGAUUCCGAGACAUAAACUUGUUGUAGGCAUGGGCAUGUUUGGCCAUACCUUUCGCCUGGCGAGCCCAACCCUAACCGAGCCUACAGACCCCAGUGGGGGACGUGGUAUCAGUGGAACGUACACGAACGAACCUGGAUUUAUUGCUUAUUACGAGGUUUGCAAGAAAAUCCUUGAUGAGAACUGGGUAACCAAAUGGAGUGAGGAGCAAGCAGCACCUUACGCCUACAGUGUCUCUUCCAUGGGCUGGGUCAGCUAUGAUAACGUCACUAGCAUUCAGUUGAAGGCAAAAUACAUCAUAGACCAAAAACUCGGCGGGGCAAUGAUCUGGUCAUUAGAUCUGGACGACUUCACAGGUCAAAACUGUGGGCAGGGGAAAUAUCCUUUGCUAUCAGCCAUAAACCAAGUAUUUAGGAGGCCCCAAAGGUUUCCAUCUUUUAAACUUCCUAAACGCUGCCCGGCUACUACAACUACAACUACAACAACAGCGGCACCUGUUGAACCUUUUGUUACCUCCUCUGAAACUGGACCAGUGAUUCCAAUUCCGUUACCAGCACCAGAAGACGUUGCUUUCUGCAAGGGAAAAUCAUUCGGAAGCUACCCUGACCCUGAAGACUGUAAGUUUUUCUACGCCUGCCUCGGGGCCGUUCAGCAGAGAAUAGGUUGUGAAGGAAACCAGUACUUCAACCCAGACCGAGGCACGUGCGACGACGCGGGUGACAACUGGGACGGCACCUGCCCUCCUUCCCGUCCGACCCAAACUACGACUAAACGUGUGAGGGUCACGGCUCCUCCAGUAAGAACGAGGGGCACAACCCGAAGACCAAAACCAACGAGAAUUCGGACAACUGCUCCACGCCUGCAGACUACAACGAACCCACCUACUGCCUAUCCAUUUACGUGUAGCGGAAAACGAGCUGGAAGCCAUCCAGAUCCGUUUGACUGUAGUGGAUACUACAGAUGUCUUGGUGGCGGAAGGCUACAGCAUAAUAAAUGCAGAGGGGUUCUUCAUUUCAAUCCAAAAACGAAAGCUUGUGACUGGCCGAGAAAUAUUAAACCACCAUGUACUCCGGCAGUUAUGGUGACGCACCCUCCCACCACGCCCGGGAGUACAGUUCGUACUAGGGCGCCAUCUACACCUUGGAGACGACCGACCACGAGGCGACGCAUUGUGACUACGCGUAGGCGAACUUUAACCCCCCCUCAGCCAACAACGACCCAGGAACCGCCAACAGCGUAUCCAUUUUCGUGUUCUGGAAAGCAAUUAGGCAGUCAUGCUGAUCCAUAUGACUGUGGCAAGUUCUACACUUGCCUUGGUGGCCUCAGAAUGCAGCGGCAACAGUGUCUUGGUGGCCUUCAUUUUAACCCUAAGACAGGAUUCUGUGACUGGGCGUUCAAUAUAAGACCACCGUGCGUGACAGCAAUAAUGGUCACGUACCCGCCAACUACGCCCGGCCCCACGCGAGCAACGACACCGAAACCGGUGCGAAUAAGACCUACUCCUAAGUCUCUGGGCGGUAGGCGCACAACAGCAAGGCCAGUGUAUGGAGUGCAGACUACAUUAACCACUCCAAUUAGACCUACAGCUUAUCCAUUUACAUGCGAUGGCAAAGCAACAGGGCGGUAUGCAGAUCCAUUUGACUGCAAGUCGUUCUACAUCUGCGUCUUCCAAACUAUGAAAAAAUAUCUAUGUCGCGGUAACCUGAUCUUCAACCCCGAGACCCGUGCAUGCGAUUGGCCACAAAACACCAACUGUGUCCCUGCGAUCAUGGUGACCUUGCCGCCAACGGAAGCCAAUAAGGUGACCAAAAAGUACGUUUCAUCAACCCCAAGGGAGAAAGUAACCUUUUAUAAACCAAUCCAGCAAAGAACUACGACUAAGGUUGAGCAGACUACGCCUGUCACGACGGUCCAACCUACAGCAUACCCCUUUACCUGCGUAGGGAAGACAACGGGUUAUUAUCCAGAUCCAUUCGAUUGCGAAUCUUUCUACUUCUGUAUCGGGUCAUCACAGAGACACAUGAAAUGUCGAACCCCCUUAAAGUUCAAUAAGGACAAUGGUGCCUGCGAUUGGGCUUUUAAAGUCAACUGCGUAGAGGCUAAACUGGUCCCGAGGCCCACUACGGACGCGCCCCCAAGUACCCGAGCAGCUAGCAGCGCGGCAGCAACGACGACACGGCCUUAUAGAGAAGGAAAAAUAACGGUUACUAAGCCGACCAUGCCAUACCCAAGUGUUACCGAAACAACAAUGACAAGACCAACAGCUUAUCCUUUCACCUGCCAAGGUAAACCCUCAGGACGCCACGCAGAUCCUUUCGACUGCGCUUCGUUCUAUCUCUGUCUGUUUGGCAGCGCUCGGCACUUGUCAUGUGGCAGGGGUUUGGUUUUCAGCCCAAAGAAUCAAUCUUGUGACUGGCCAGAUAGGGUGAAAUGCACGCCAGCUGUUUUGGUCACUCGUCCUCCAACGACGACACAUCGACCAGUGGAAAGUCAAGGUCCAGUUCGCCAAACCACGAACGGACCUCGGACCGGUGCGGUUAUCCCCACGAAGGACUUAACAAAAACAACAACACCAGAGCAAUCGACGGAAUCGACCAGGCCGAAAGUCACCGCAUACCCGUUUACAUGUGAAGGAAAGAGAAACGGACGCUUCGCCGAUCCCUUUGAUUGUUCUAUGUACUACCUCUGUAUUGGUGGCAAAGGACGUCACCUUCAGUGCAUGGGGAACCUUAAGUUUAACCGCGAGAUCGGUUCAUGCGAUUGGCAUUUUAAUGCCAAGUGCACCGAAGCCGAAAUGGUCACCCAUCCAUACUCUAGCUCAAGCCCCGUGGCAGGCGUGACAAUGUCUUCGCAGAAACCACAACGGAAGACCUCCACUAAACGGCAGCAACCAGCCUGGACAGAACGCCAGAAAACCACCACAAAACCAACGCUUGGUCCACGGCCUACAGCAUACCCCUUCACCUGUAAAGGCAAAAGUAUUGGUCACUAUGCAGAUCCCUUCAACUGCAGAUCGUAUUACCUGUGCCUAUCGGGUGGACAGCGCAGACACAUCACUUGCAUUAAACCGCUCAUUUUCAACCCUAACAACAAGGCGUGCGACUGGGAGUUCAACUACAGAUGUAUACCAGCUAUUGAGGUGUCGCCACCCACAACUGAGGAGCCUGAAACCACCAAGCCAGUGACAACAACGUCAGUGAAGAAAGAAAAAGAAACAACGCUGCGUUUGUCAACUACUGCCCAGACGGAGGCCACUUUUGCAUCACAACCAACAGCGGAAGCAUUCACUUGUGAAGGCAAAGACGAUUUGGCAAGAUAUCGCGAUCCGUUUGACUGUUCAGCGUACUAUUUCUGCGUUCGUGGAGUAGGAAGACGCAUUCGCUGUAUGAAACCUUUGCAUUAUAACGAAGCAAAGCUUGCAUGUGACUGGCCGCGCUACGUGAACUGUGUACCUGCAGUUUUGGCGAAACAAAUAUCAACAACAGACGGUAGAAGACCAAAGACGACUUUAGGAUCAACAACACAAGAACCAACGAUAACGUUGAAAUCAACUGUAGUGCGAACAACGUUACAAAGCACAGUGAAAGCACCGACGCCCACUAUAGUAACAACCAUGUCGAGGACAACAACGCCCGUACAGCCUGUAUUAUCAACGUCCGAGUCAACGACAUCAGCAGUCACGAAAAUAGGGUCAGUAACAUCAGCAUCGACGACAGCAGUCAUGACAGCGUCAAUAGCACCAGAACCAACAAAAGAGGCCACAGCAUCAGCAUCAGUAAAAUCACAACCAACAAUAAAAAAGACCUCAGCAACAACAUCAGAAUCAUCAACUUCAACGGUCACAACAAUAGAGUCAGCACCGACAACAACAGUCACAACAGCGUCAAUAACACCAGAACUAACAAAAGCGGCCUCAACAGCAGCAUCAGUAAAGUCACAACUGAAAACAACAUCGACCUCAACAACAACAUCAGAAUCAGCGACUUCAGCGGCCCCAACAACAGCGUCACCGGCAUUUGAAGGCACAUCAGAGGCCACAACAACAGUGUCAAAAACUACAGCAGCCAAAACAUCCCCAACAACGUCAGCACCAACAACAACAGCGUCCACAACAACAGUUUCAACAACAUCAGCGUCCACAACAACAGCAGCAGUAACAUCACAAUCAACAAGAGAAGCAACCUCAACAACGUCAGAAUUAAAAACGCCAGAACCCACAACCACAGUGUCAGAACCAACGACGCCAAUGGCCACGACAGCGUCAAUAACAACACAAACGACAACAGCGACCUCAACAACAAUAAAACCAACGUCGUCGCCGGCUACAACAUCGUCAACAACAUUAGAACCUACGACAGUAGCAGUCACAGCUACAUCAAACCCAACGACGGCAGCAGACUCAUCUUCAGCGUCCACGAAAACUAUCAAACAGUCUGUAACACCGCCGGUACCACAGGCAACAUUCCCAAGUACAUCUAAGGCAACAGAUCGACCUUUUCAAUGUGGAAACAACAUCGGCAUUUUCGCCGAUCCUGCCGACUGUUCCAUGUUUUACUUGUGCACUGGAAAAGCUAGGCGUCACGUCAGGUGUUUUGGUGGACUUUUGUUUGACCCCGAUACCAAGGCUUGUGACCGUCCAUCAAAAGUCGACUGCAAGAAUUAAAUUGUUCUUCGUGUUUGAAACAGUUGAUAUUCACUUACGGUCCCUAGAGUGACUUGGGCCCGUUUUGAAACAAUGCCACACCGAGGCAAGAUAUUUUUAGGCCAGGAGAAUUAAAAUUUUGCCGUACUCGGCUGGAAAUCACUAGUAAGCUAUCUACCCACCUUUUUCUUAUAAAACAUGAAAAGAGCCCCAACUGGCAUUUUUGUACAACUGGACCAUUUCAAAUUAAAAAAUACAUUUAGACCAAAAGUUUUGCAACUAUUAUAUAUUUCUGCCAGAAUACCAUUUAAGUUCUCAAUACAUGCACUAGAGGG
Molecule: messenger RNA, 7324 nt
Organism: Lingula anatina
Lineage: Eukaryota; Metazoa; Brachiopoda; Lingulata; Lingulida; Lingulidae
Biological process (GO): carbohydrate metabolic process; chitin catabolic process
Cellular component (GO): extracellular region
Molecular function (GO): chitin binding; chitinase activity
Source: RefSeq, a predicted model, not a curated record